Molecule: messenger RNA, 831 nt
Organism: Glycine soja
Lineage: Eukaryota; Viridiplantae; Streptophyta; Magnoliopsida; Fabales; Fabaceae
Exons: 5
Coding region: 1-831 (276 amino acids)
Biological process (GO): steroid biosynthetic process
Molecular function (GO): 3-beta-hydroxy-Delta5-steroid dehydrogenase (NAD+) activity
Source: RefSeq, a predicted model, not a curated record
AUGACGCCAAGGGAGUCAGGGAUUUGCUCAAUGAAGGCUUGCGGCGAGAUCUACAUCCUUGGAAGAGGGUUUUCGGUGAAUCUACGAUUCUUAGAAUCAGUGAUGAAAGCCGAGAGUGAGGCAUUGGUUACUAAAUCUAAUGGGACUAAUGGGCUUCUAACAUGUUGCAUAUGCCCCAGCAGCAUUUUUGGGCCUGGUGAUAGCCUGUUGGUGCCUUCCCUAUUUGAUGCUGCCAGAAAAGGGAAGUCUAAGUUCAUUAUUGGUGAUGGAAAUAAUGUUUAUGAUUUGACAUAUGUUGAAAAUGUGGUUCAUGCCCAUAUAUGUGUUGAUCGAGCUCUAGUUUCAAAAGGACCAAUUUCAGAAAAAGCUACAGGAGAGGCAUAUUUCAUAACAAAUAUGGAGCUUAUGAAAUUUUGGGAGUUCAUGUUAGUGGUAGUGAAAGGUCUUGGAUAUGAAUGCAAGACUGUAAAGACAAACCAAUAUCCAUCACUACAAAGACACACAUUUGUAAAAUGGUGGACACAAUUUGACUCAUCCAAAGCAGAUCCAGAACAAGUAAAAGUCUGGUUCCAAUCCCAUCCAGAAUUCCUCAAAGCAGCUAAUCAAGAAACUUCUGUGUUUUUGAACCAAAAGUCUCAUCUGGCAGCAUUUUUAGCAGGAUCGAAAUCAAAGGAGGUCCUAGCUAAAAAUCUAAAGGAAGUUCUACAAAUGUUACAGCAGGAAGAAGAAGGUUCAUCCUCAAAGAAGGAAGAAACAAGUUCUGCUGAAGAAGAAGAAGAAGACCCCUUUUACCAAAACGAAGAUGAUUGUUUUGGUAUCUGUUUAGAUUAA